Molecule: messenger RNA, 702 nt
Organism: Zophobas morio
Lineage: Eukaryota; Metazoa; Arthropoda; Insecta; Coleoptera; Tenebrionidae
Product: odorant receptor Or1-like
Exons: 6
Coding region: 1-702 (233 amino acids)
Biological process (GO): detection of chemical stimulus involved in sensory perception of smell; sensory perception of smell
Cellular component (GO): plasma membrane
Molecular function (GO): odorant binding; olfactory receptor activity
Source: RefSeq, a predicted model, not a curated record
AUGGCUGAAAUUGUUUGGAAUGUACCUGUGAUAUUUUCGAAAGAGAAAAAGUUUCCGAUAUACCCCUGGUUGCCGUAUGAUCCCACAUCUACAAAUUUAAUCUACUAUGCUAUGCUGGUGUACACUACAAGUGUCAUGUUAUAUGACGGAUUCGUUGCUACAAUGACAGACCCAUUAAUCGGAGGUUUAGCUUACCACGCUACUGCUCAAAUAAAAAUUUUGAAGUAUAAUUUAGAGAAUAUUGACAAACAUGUGCACAAGAUAACAAUGGAAAAUGAAUACAGUACAAUAGCAUACAAAAUGGCUUACAAACAUUUGAAACAAUGCGUGAAUCGACACAAUCAUAUUCUAAAAGGAUCCACUCUCGUUCGUUCCGUUGCAAUAGCAAGCAUCAGUUCACUUACUUACUUCCUCUGCUUUUUGGUUAUUAGUGGUCAGAUAUUAUUUUAUUGUCACUACGGGACGUUGCUCUAUGAAGAAAACAAAAGUUUGGCGGAAUCCAUAUACAUGGGUUGUUGGUUUCAGUGUGAUGUUAAGAUCAGGAAGGUUUUAAUUAUGAUGAUGGAGCGUUCGAAAAGAUCAAUGGUUUUCACUGCUGGUGCUGUUAUUAAUGUUACGUUUCAAACAUUCUUAUCGGUCCUGAAAACAAGUUAUUCGUUAGUUGCCGUUUUAAAUAGUUUUGAUAAACCUGUAGGAGAAUAA